Anoplophora glabripennis (Asian longhorned beetle) is the source of this 3404-nucleotide messenger RNA. RefSeq names its product heterogeneous nuclear ribonucleoprotein L (gene sm). NCBI's taxonomy places the organism in Eukaryota, Metazoa, Arthropoda, Insecta, Coleoptera, Cerambycidae. Bases 38 to 1465 code for a protein of 475 amino acids. The record is from RefSeq and is a predicted model, not a curated record. The transcript is spliced from 11 exons. Gene Ontology annotation, molecular function: mRNA binding. Gene Ontology annotation, biological process: regulation of RNA splicing. Gene Ontology annotation, cellular component: nucleus.
GUAGCGGCAAGUUGGGUUUCGAAGUGUUUGUUUCAAAAUGGCGUUCAAUGGAGAUGGGCCCCACACCAAAAGACAGAGGACAGAAGCGGAAUCUGUCAAUAACAGAGGACAUACUGGAUUCAAUGCCACGCCGGAUGAACCGAGGCGAAAAAGACCAGACGAUGCAAAACCCAAUCAUGUACUACUCUUCACUAUAAUCAACCCCAUGUAUCCCAUUACAGUGGAUGUUUUACACACAAUAUGCCAAUCCAGUGGACAAGUACUUAGAAUAGUUAUCUUUAAGAAAAAUGGCGUCCAAGCUAUGGUGGAAUUUGACAGUGUGGAAUCGGCCGUCAGAGCGAAAGACACAUUAAAUGGAGCCGACAUAUACUCAGGCUGUUGUACGUUGAAGAUCGACUUUGCCAAGCCAGAGAAACUGAAUGUCCACAAAAAUGAUUCCGAAAGCUGGGACUACACUGUGUCGCUACUAAAGGAAAACGCAAAUGGGAGGCCGCAACCUUUAUUGCAGGAGCCGCAUUACGGAUCCCGUCCUCAGCCCUACAGAAAGGCCAAUCCAUAUCCAAACGAACAGACCAGGCAGUUCGACGAAAUAUGCGCCAGCACAGGGUACGGCGAACCCUUCGGCACGGACACGUUCAGAAAGACCGCUACCCCGGCGGUAACGACAGAAUUCAGAGACCAAAGGACAGCGCAUUUCCAGCAACCGGGAGCUGUGCUCAUGGUUUACGGACUGGAUCCUCUACGUACCAACGCGGAUAAGCUGUUCAACCUCAUGUGCUUAUAUGGAAAUGUAGCUCGGAUAAAAUUUCUGAAAUCAAAAGAGGGCACGGCGAUGGUACAGAUGGGCGACAGCGUGGCGGUGGAGAGGUGUGUUCAGAACCUAAACAACGUCGCGGUGGGCCUGACGGGGGCCGCGCCGUUGGUCCAUCACUCGAACAACACAAACGAACAACAGCAAAACGAGAACAACCUUAAGGAACACAAGCUCCAGCUGGCCUUCAGCAAACAGCCCUACCUCAGCGAGGUGACAAAUCCCUACCCCCUCCCCGACAAAUCGCCAUCCUACAAGGAGUACAUCACAAACAAGAACAACAGGUUCAUGAACCCCGCCAUGGCCAGCAAGAACAGAAUCCAACCACCCAGCAAGAUCCUUCACUUUUUCAACACCCCUCCGCAGGUGACAGAGGUGGAGUUGAUACAAGUGUUCAGAGACUACGACGUCGUUCCACCUAAGGCGGUCAAAUUGUUCCCGAUGAAGUCGGAACGUUCCAGUUCGGGCCUUCUGGAAUUCGAGAACAUCACGGAAGCCGUGGCUGCGGUAAUGGCUUGCAAUCACGCGGCCAUCGAGAGUCCAGGCACGAAGUUUCCCUUCAUAAUGAAAUUGUGCUUCUCGUCGUCCCGUAGCAUGACCAUUAGAAAUGGCGAUAAUAAUUCCAAUGGGGCCGCGGACAAGCAGGAUCACUAAGCGGCCGAACCCAAUAAAAAAAAAUACAUAUCCUUUCCAUAUAUAUUGUAAAUUCAAAAUAUAAUUAUUAAUGUUAAGUUAGUACUUACAGAAGUGGAUAAGAGUGUUUUUCUUCGUUGUUGUUAUAUUCCGUUCUAUGAAUCUCCUUGACCAAUUGUAAUUUUUUUUUUCCUUAAAUGAUUUUUGUUCCUAAGAAAGUCUCUAAAUAUUUUUGUAUCACAAGUACUUUUUUGGAUGGAACUUUCUUGAUUAUAAUUAAGAUAAUUAUGUAAUAAUCGUAAUAGUAUGGACAUAUCGUAAAUAGAGGUGGGGAGGGGAGGAUGUAACGUUUGAGUAUUUGUGUGGGACACAAAUAAAAAUUUACCUGUGCUCGGGGGAUCGUGCGAAGCGACGUAAUCCCUAGACGUGGUGAAUCCUCUCAUUUUAAAAGUGAACGGAAGCCCUCGACGGGGACAGUAACGAAACGUUUAAAACGCCUCUUUCCGUUUAGGGAUUGGCGGCUCGGACGAUCCCCCGACAAUCUAUUAGCGCAAUUUAAGAUUUUACUUGCAACGACACUAGUGUUAACGGUUUUUACUGAAUAAGCUAUUUAUUGGUAGACUUAAAUUUUAGUUGUAGGCGAUGCAAUGAUUGAUACUCGAGGCAGUUGUUAGAGCCUUCUAUUUCUGUUGAUGAACUUGAUUUGUUAUAUUGUGAUGGUGUUAGGAAAUAAAUUGUUUUGAUUCGUAAUUUUAUAUUGAACGCCGUCCGAGACGGGCGACCGAAGGUUCGUUCGUCUCGGACGGGCUAAUUUAGUGUAUGCAUGCGGGGUGACUCGUUUAAGGCAGGUCCUUUCCUGACCUCGGUGGUAUCGACGAUACGAAAAAAUGUGUUGAGGAUAAAAGUUGCGUUGAAAGUAAUUCUGCGGUUUUUGAAUCGUUGUAGGGGCUUUGACGAACAGAUAUUGCGUCUAAAAUGCACCGUUCAUGGGUUAUUUGGUGUUUUAAAAAAAUACAUACAAAAUCCUCGAAAAUAUCAACAAACAUCUCGAACUACGUUCUUACGGAAGACAUUUCCAAAAUUUAAUUUCCUUUCGAUUUUAUUAAAGGACGUUGGGGUAUAUUUCUUUUGGUUUGCGAGAUGUUACCAGUUUUUUUGUAUUCGUUUUUACUUUUGUUGCAAUUUUUGCAUUAAAAAAUCGACAUUGCGUAAUAACGGUACUUUUAAAACCAAAAUUGACCGCGAUACCGUGAAUGUGACGUUUGUGCACCGUUGAACGUACAAGUUCAAAAUAAAAAUGCGUUUAAAACUCAUAAUUUUAAGUUCAAAUUCCAAAUUUUGAAUUUAAACUCGAAACUUCAUAUUGGAACUCUCAAUGUUGUGUUGAACCUUAAAAUUUCUAAUUCAAUCUCAAAAUUUCAUGUUUUAAAUUUCCAUCUCCAGGUUCAAACUCCAAAAAUUAAAAAAAAAUUUAAUUGAAACUUAAAACUUCAUGUUCAAACUCUCAAUGUUGUGUUGAAACUUAAAAUUUCAAAAUCAAUCUCAAAAUUUUAUAUUCAAACUCUCAAUAUCAAGUUGAACCCUAAAAUUUCAAAUUAAAUCUGAAAAUUCCACUUUGCAAACUCUCAAUUUCACGUUGCAACUCCAAAUUUUGGAUUUAAACUGGAAAUUUCAUGUCCUAACUCUUGAUAUCGAGUUCAAACUUAAAAUUUCCAAUUCAACCUCAAAAUUUCACAUUUCAAACUCCAAAUUUCGAAUUCAAACUCGAUAUUUCGUGUUCUAACUCUCAAUAUCACGUUCAAAUCCAAAUAUUCCGAAUUCAUUCUCAAAAUUUCUCUUUUAAAACGCUCAAUUUCAAGUUUCAACUCCAAAUUUUGAAUUUAAACUCGAAAUUUCAUGUUCUAACUGUCAAUAUCGAGUUUGACCUUAAAAUUUCGAAUUCAACCUCAAAAUUUGACUA